UCAGCUCAGCAGGCUCCAGUCUACCAACUGCUCUCUGAAAACCUAUUUAAAGCAGUCUGUCUUGUCUCAGCUCAGCAGUCUCCAGUCUACCAACUGGUCUCUGUAACUUCAUCUUUGUCUCUGUGGUGUCCAGUCUUCGGGUGAUGAUGGGGUUAUUGAAUCAUCUCUCUACUCUCCUCCUUCUCUCUCUCCUUCCUUCUUCUCUCUCUGAGGUGGUGAACAGGUUCAAUCCAAACUGCAGUGAUUUCUUCCUGGAGGGGACAACUCCAAAUCUCCCGGGUAUUUUGGUUGAUGGGACAGUCAAGGACCAGAACCGCUACAAGCCUAUCUGCCAGUUGUUUAAAUACAUGAAGAAAAAGAAAGUUUACAACACCUACAUGUUUGCAACUCUCUACGACACAACAAACAAGAUCCCUGUGUUCUCAGCCUUCACCUUCACUGGGGUUGGACCAAGCGAGAGCAGACCAGAUACAUGGAUGAUUGAACCUCAGCUGGACGGAGGACUAGACCCAGAUAUGAGUCUGGAGAAUGACGGAGUCACUUAUACACACCAGGCUGUCAAUCAGGACUUCCACAACUCUGUAAACCUAACAGGGCUGAACAAAGGGCACCUUUUCUCCAAAGGUUACGCAAACCAACCCGCUAAUCAGAACUCCACUUUUACCCUGACCAACUGUGUUCCUCAGGUACAGUCAUUUAAUAACGGCAGCUGGGGAAAGAUGGAGUGUAAGGUUAGAAAGAUUCUCCUAAAGCAAUGCCUAGAUAAUACCGGUAAGCCCAAGGCCUAUGUGGUGACUGGAGCGGUGCCCAGUACGAACAACACACUGAACAACCGAGUGAACAUCCCGGAUCUCAUGUGGACAGCCUACUGCUGUUACAACAAAGACCAGGGAAAGUGGGUGGCCGAAGCACACUGGGGUGAGAACCAGGGUGAGGGGAAGGGGAAAACAAUGCCCUCAAACAGUAUGGCAGAACUGUAUGAGAUGUUGAACCAGCAUUACCCAGAUGGUGGUGUCCAGGUGUUCCCGGAUCAGUGUUCAACAGCGCAGCGCCUCAUGGAUGAAGAUGUACAUGACCAUUGUGUCUAUGAUGAUGAUUGUGUCUGUUCCUCUGUGGGGAUCAAAGGUCAUUACCUACCUGUUGUAUUGUUUCCUGUGCUGGUGAUGAGGAUGUUGUAACGCGUGACUCCGUCAGGCCAAGUAGGUAAUAAUGGUCCUGGUUUAAUCUGACCUGAAAUUCAAUACUUUCUGACCAAUCAGCACAGUACUGUUCUACCAUGCUUAAUGUAGAACCACUCCAUCUAUUAUUUGUAACGCUAUAUCUCUUGUUAAAGGGGCAAUCUGUGAUUACUGUAUCAAUUUUUGGACUUUUACAGACAUUAUAUGUACCAAUUGAUUCUUAAAGAAUAUAACAGAGUAGCUGAUUUGGUUUUGGGUGUUGAGAUUAGACCUGACCUGAAAUUCAA
Messenger RNA from Coregonus clupeaformis (lake whitefish), 1465 nucleotides. Its product is annotated as endonuclease domain-containing 1 protein-like. The transcript has 2 exons. Gene Ontology annotation, molecular function: hydrolase activity; nucleic acid binding; metal ion binding. The record is from RefSeq and is a predicted model, not a curated record. The coding region runs from base 144 to 1178 and encodes 344 amino acids. Lineage: Eukaryota; Metazoa; Chordata; Actinopteri; Salmoniformes; Salmonidae.